Molecule: messenger RNA, 2583 nt
Organism: Trichophyton rubrum CBS 118892
Lineage: Eukaryota; Fungi; Ascomycota; Eurotiomycetes; Onygenales; Arthrodermataceae
Exons: 2
Coding region: 1-2583 (860 amino acids)
Biological process (GO): ribosomal small subunit biogenesis
Cellular component (GO): nucleolus
Molecular function (GO): RNA binding; protein binding
Source: RefSeq, a predicted model, not a curated record
AUGCGUCGACCGGAGAUAAAUACCACACGGCUCCCAAAGCAGCUGCGCGAGGAGCUGGGACUGAAGGACAGCCGGGACAGUGGGAGAUCCAACAGAGGGCGAGGGAAGCCUCUGAGCAGGAAAGAAAGACGAAAGGAAGAACGGUCACAGAAGAAACAGCAUCAUCAGCAGCCGCGGAAGCCGGUGCAACGACAUGUACGAGGUGACCAGGACCAGGACUCUGGUACAGAAGCUUCUUCGGACGAUGAUGCUGGUGACAGAAAGCUACGAUCGACCGUACCAGCGAAACCGGAACCCAAGUCUAUUCUGAAGAAGCGGAAGCGAAGUGAUAGUACAAAGAAGAACGACGAUGCAGAUGUUGCCCUUCCUGAGCGCAAAAUCCCACGGGCUGUUCGGGAAAAGCUUGAAGAGGACGACAGGGAGAUAGCUCGGCUGGAGAAGGCCUUGGGGCUGAAGGGGAAGAAGAAACUUCCGAAAUCUUUUGAAGAAGAUGGGCUAGCUGAGAUACUGGGUGACCUGGGAGGGUACGAUUCUGAGACAGACCUGAAGAGGCGCAAGCAAGACGGCGAUGAAUGGCUACAGAGCAAAAGGAGAAAAGCCCAGGCUCAGGCGCAGGCUGAUAUGAGUCUCGACGAAGACUCAGAUAGUAACAGCGAUGGUUUCGAUUUGGACAGUGGAGACGAUGAAACGGACGAAGACGAUGAAAAUAUGCUGGAUGGAUUAGAGGAGGAUGACGAGGGCAGCGAAGAGGGCAGCAUGGACGAAUUCGAAGGAUUCGACGACGAACCUGAACAGCCUCCCAAACGAAUAAAAGAGAACCCAUAUGUUGCGCCUGUAACUCCCUCCAGCAAAGACCAACCAAAGUACAUUCCGCCAUCGCUACGUGCGGCUGCAGCAACAGAAUCUGAAGCUCUCAUUCGUGUUCGUCGUCAAUUGCAGGGCCAGCUCAACAAGCUAUCAGAAGCCAACCUGAUAUCCAUUCUCUCUGAGAUCGAAAAGAUAUAUCAAGAUCACCCGCGCAAAAACGUCGCAACCACUCUAAUAGAUCUAUUGCUUGCUUCAGUAGCUGAUAGGAGCACCCUUAAUGACACCUUCGUCAUCCUCCACGCUGCCUUUAUAUCUGCGGUGUAUAAGGUGAUUGGAAUGGAUUUUGGAGCAGAGCUUGUGCAGCGCGUCGUGGAAAAGUUUGAUGCAGUCUACGAGGAUAAAAACUCCAGUGGUCAUGCCUCUAAGAGCAAGAUACUAUCAAACCUGAUGUCUUUGCUAUCACAUCUAUAUAAUUUUCAUGUUAUUGGAAGCAGUCUAGCGUUUGAUUAUAUUCGUCUCUUACUCACGGAGAUCAAUGAGUUGAACACUGAACUGCUUCUGAAAAUUAUCAAGAGUUCCGGACCUCAGCUGAGGCAAGAUGACCCGUCCUCACUGAAGGACAUUGUGAUGCUCGUCCAGCCAGCAGUAGCUCGAGUUGGCGACGCAGCAUUAUCAGUUCGCACGAAAUUCAUGAUUGAAAUGAUCACCGAUCUCAAAAAUAAUCGCCUAAAAACCGGCAUUGCCGGUACAGCACUGGCUUCCGAGCAUAUCACCAAGAUGCGGAAAGUUCUUGGAACCCUGAAUAACAGAAACCUCCGAGCCAGCGAGCCACUCAGAAUCAGCCGAGCGGAUAUUCAUAACUCAUCUAAGACAGGGAAAUGGUGGCUUGUUGGUGCAAGCUGGAAGAAUCCUUCAAUGACUGAUGACCACGGCAAUGAACCCAGUGCAGGCCGUGAUACAGUUAUGACAGACACUUUAGAUAUCGAUAUCACCGGAGGAGCAGUUGACUUAGGUCAACUGGCCAGAGCCCAUCGCAUGAACACUGACGUUCGACGAUCGAUAUUUGUCGCAAUAAUGUCGGCAACCGACUGUCGAGAUGCAUAUCUCCGGCUAACCAAACUCCAUUUAAAACGAAAUCAAGGGACCGAAAUUCCUCGCGUCUUGAUUCAUUGCGCAACCGAGGAGGAAGCGCAUAACCCUUACUACACCUUGAUAGCCCGAAAGCUAUGUGGCGAGAAGAGAAUGAGGAUGGCGUUUAUGUUCUCUCUUUGGGAUAUCUUUAAGAAGAUGGGAGAGCGAGGCCACUUGGAGGAGGACAAUGAUUUCAGUGGCAUUGAUGCCGAAGACGAGGAAAAUGCACUCAGCACAAGAGCAAUAUUCAACCUGGCGAAGAUGUUUGCCAGUUUGAUUGCAGAGGGUAGCUUGUCUUUAGGCAUCCUUAAAAUCCUCGAUUUCCCGUACUUGCAGCCGAAAACAAAGACGUUCGUGGAGAUUCUUCUGAUAACAGUCAUGACUCAAUCCCAGCAGAAAUCACAUCAAAAGCACAAGAGCGAAGGCAAUACCGACGAUGGGUAUGACGAGAAGGCUCUAGUGACUAUUUUUAUGAAAACCAGCGAGACGCCGCAAGUGAUUGCAGGGCUCAGAUAUUUUAUCCGCAAAGUCGUUACCAAGUCUGACGUAGUGACUUCGAAACGGGAUAAGAAGUUGGUGAAAUGGGCAUGCAAAACUGCCCUUGAUACAUUGAGUAUCGUCGCGGAAGGAGGUUCAACGGCUUAG